This is a messenger RNA of Oryza sativa Japonica Group (Japanese rice), 1652 nucleotides long. Its product is annotated as probable transcription factor At5g28040. NCBI's taxonomy places the organism in Eukaryota, Viridiplantae, Streptophyta, Magnoliopsida, Poales, Poaceae. The record is from RefSeq and is a predicted model, not a curated record. Gene Ontology annotation, cellular component: nucleus. Gene Ontology annotation, biological process: regulation of DNA-templated transcription.
AAGAUUUGCGACGACCCCCCAAAAUGGCGAAACGCGAGCAAAUUCAAUUCAAUUCCCCCUCCUCAAAUCCCGCAAGCGAGGAACCCUAAUCCCAUUUCCGCCUCGAUCCAAUUCCAAAUGCUCCCCGCCGGCGGCUACCCGUCGGCCGCCGCCAUCUCCUUCCCCGACGCCGACGUGGAUGACGACUCCGACGACGGCGACUUCACCGACGCCCCCCUCAUCGACCCCUCCGACCCCACCUUCCCCAACCCGGCCUCCUCCUCCGCCGCCGCCGCCGCCAUGGCUACUCCAGCCUCUGCGGGGGGCGGGAGCGGGAGCGUGGGAGGCGUCGGCUCCUCCUCCGGCGGCGGCGAGAGGAGGCCGCUGUUCCAGCGGCUGUGGACGGAGGAGGACGAGAUCGUGAUCCUCCGCGGGUUCGCGGAGUUCACCGCGGCGCGCGGCACGGCGUUCGCGUCGCACCAGUACGACACCGACCCCUUCUACGAGGACAUGCGCGGCCGCCUCCAGCUCGGCUUCUCCAAGAGCCAGCUCGUCGAGAAGCUCCGCCGCCUCAAGCGCAAGUACCGCAACUGCGUCUCCCGCCUCCGGGGAUCCGGCAGCGCCUUCUCCUUCCGCUCGCCGCACGAGCAGGCCAUCUUCGAGAUCGCGCGCAACAUCUGGCGCCCCACCAACAAGCACGGCCGGGACGGCGACUCCGACGACGAGGACGCCACGCAGGUCACCCCAGCGCCCGUUCCCGUGAACACCAGCCCCAAUGGUGAGGUCAAGUCCCCAACCUCAGGGCGGCAGCGGCGUCGCAGGCGUGGCGGAGAUUUUGCCGCCACCGCGCCUGCCGCUGCUCCGGCCACCACCAACAUGGUGCAGCCCAUUCAGCCGGUGCAGGUGCCGGUUUCGGUGCCCGUCAAGAUGGAUGACACGCUUCCUGCGUUGUCGCAGACCACAAUGCCAAUUACAGUGACAAUGGAGGGCUCGGAACCCCUCAGAUUGCCGGUCAUGCCACCUCAGCCGGCUGUUUUAGAUGCCGACAAGAGUUGCUUGACGCCUCUGUUUAAGGAGAUGGUACGUGCAGUGAUAAAUAUCGAAUCAAACCCGUUCGGUGCACAACUGUCCGAGCCGCCACAUGGUUUGCCCAUGGAAGGGGAGAAAUGGAGGAAGCAGCGUAUAUUGGAGCUGGAGGUAUACUUGAAACGGAUCGAGCUGCUGCAGGACCAGGUGAAGGCUACGCUUGAGGAGCUCAAGUCCUCCGCGCCUGGGACUUGAAUGACCGAGCGUGAAGGCCUGUCUUGAUGCUCAUUUAGGAUUCUUGGUAUGAUUCGUAGUGGUAGAUGUUUAGGUGUUUUUGCAGAUUUUCGUCCAUAAAAGAAUACUGUUGACUUGUUUGGGCUUGGAACUAGCUUAUUUUAUGUUUCUAAUUGUUUACAUGAUUAUUUAGCUUUCACUUCUUGCCUCCUUUCCUAUAAGAUAGGUAUAUGGUUGUCUCUAAGUGGUAUAUUUGGGGCGGCCAGUAAGGCAUCCUGAUAGAAGGGUUGGACACUUCAAAUUAAUUUAUGAGGAUUACAGAUUAUUGUAAUUUCACCUUGUUUCUUGUUCUUCAUUCUGUGUGUUUUUAAAUAUUUAGUUAUAAAUGAAUUAGAUUAGGUUUGAAGAUUUUA